AUGAAACUCCACUCUGUGAUAAGCAGCUUGGGUCCGUUUCUCAAGCACUAUUCCGAACACUUAGCCGGAAAUGGCCGCAGCUCAUUUGAGAUCAAGAACCUCUCCGGCUUGCAAAGAGUCUUCGCGAAGAGCAGGGUAGCAACGCUAGCCAUGUCGGAAGAGAGCCAAUUGCUUCCACAGACGAGCCAAAGGGAGGCCAGCAUUCCGGGCUUCGGCAUGAAAGUGAUUGGGGGCGUAAGUGUGGGGCUGCUCGGCUGUGGCCUCGUCCUCGCCGCCUACUUAAACUUCGGCUCAGUCCAGCAGGAGGCGGCCCCAGGAAGGGAACUGUAUCACGUGAGCCACGUAAGCCACGUGAGCUACGUCGAUCACGAGGCCGGGCACAGCCACCAUCAUGUUGCGGUGCCCGUCCCAACCGUGCAUCACGUCCAUGUCUCGCACUCGCACUACUACGGCUCCGACGGCUCCGAUGGUUUCCAGAGCUCCGAUGGUUUCCAGAGCUCCGAUGGUUUCCAGGGCUCCGAUGGUUUCCAGACAUUGCAAGCCCACGUGGAUGAUGCCUUCAGGCCGUACCAUUGCUACCAACAUUUGGGGUCUUGGUGGAGCACCUGGUCCACCGCCAAGAAGGACUAUUGCUGCCAGCGACACUCCGUUUUCUGUGGCACACACGCCUCUGCCGAGCCGGAAGCGGUGUACGAUGACAGCACGAUGGAAGGCAUUUCUGAACCUCUCGUCCAUCACGUUGUCCAUCAUGUCGUCCAUGUUGGCCAUCACGUGGGGCAUUCGUCCACUUCGUCCUCUUCGGAUAUCCCACGAUGCGGGCACUCGGACAACAACUGUCCAGCAGCUUGGAAAUCCAAGGCCCCCGGCGGCUACCACUGUCUUCACAAGCUGGCGCGGCAGACUUCCAACAAGGCUUACAAGGCGUCGGGUGGAGCCUGCCGACCGGUAAAGCUUGGCGCCUUCCCUGCGGAGGAUUGCCAUGCGCAGUGCUACGUCGGCAGAGCCAGGUCCCUGUCAGGGGGCUCCUCCCACUAUCAUGGAGGCUCUUCGCACUCUGGAAGCUUCGGAGCCUCCUAUCAUCACGGCGGCUCGUACUACCACGGAGGCUCCCACUAUCACGGUGGCUCCUACCACCAUGGAGGCUCUUUCCACGGUGGUGGCUCUGCUCAUGCUUACACUCUGGGAGACUCGGAUGGUGAUGCCUCCUACACCUACCAUCAUGGGUAUGAGCCAUCUUAUUCGGGCUCUUACCAUGGUGGUGGCUACCAUGGCAGCUCUUCCUACAGCCUCGGGGGCUCAUACGACGGUGGUGAUUCCUCCUACACCUACCAUCACGGUGGCUCUUCUUAUACACCAUCUUAUGCGGGCUCCUACCAUCACGGAGGCUACCACGGCAGCUCUUCGUACACCCUCGGCGGCUCAUACCACGAUGGUGAUUCCUCCUACACCUACCAUCACGGUGGCUCUUCUCAUACGCCAUCUUAUUCGGGCUCCUACCAUCAUGGUGGCUACCAUGGCAGCUCUUCGUACACCGUCGGGGGCUCAUACCACCACGGUGGAUCCUCGCACUACGAGCAUGGUGGCCACUACUCCUACCAUCAUAGUGGCCACUCGCACAAAAUGGGGGGCCACUACAAGAUGCGCGGUUCCUACAGCUCUCACCACGUUCCACCGUGCGCGGGCGCAGAUCACCGCUGCCCCGCAGAGUGGCUGUCCGGAGAAACAGGAGGGUUCCACUGCAAGCACAAGCUGAAGCGUCAGACAUCGGAGAAAGCCUACCUGAAGUCCGGCGGUGCUUGCCGUCCUGCGAAGGAGGGACGCUUCCCCUUCAAAGACUGCGAGGACCAGUGCUCUAUUGGCAACGUACACAAUGUCUGA
This is a messenger RNA of Symbiodinium sp. CCMP2592, 1878 nucleotides long. The record is from the annotation of a GenBank genome assembly. Lineage: Eukaryota; Dinophyceae; Suessiales; Symbiodiniaceae.